Cryptomeria japonica (Japanese cedar) is the source of this 2401-nucleotide messenger RNA. RefSeq lists its product as uncharacterized. The transcript is spliced from 7 exons. NCBI's taxonomy places the organism in Eukaryota, Viridiplantae, Streptophyta, Pinopsida, Cupressales, Cupressaceae. Gene Ontology annotation, molecular function: DNA binding. The record is from RefSeq and is a predicted model, not a curated record. The coding region runs from base 236 to 2209 and encodes 657 amino acids.
GGGAUAUUUUUUCAUUCCGGGAGUUUUUCCUCGACUUAUCUUUCUUUUGAGGUUCGUGUGGCUCUCCAACAAAUAACAUUUUUAAAAUUCUGUAUUCUUUCGCCUGCCCUUGAUUUUGUUGGCUGGGCCUAUCUCAAACCAGAGAGACCAGAGCAUAUGUAUUACAAAUUCUAGUUUCUUUUAAAAAAAUCAUCUAGUUGCCUUAACAAAACUAUGCAUAGCCUGCAAAAAUUGAAUGAAGCAGAGGACGGAGUUCUGGUUGUCGGAUAGCUUCUAUCGCCUCAUGCCUCCAUUAGAUAUUAUCACCUUGCAAUCAUCCUUCCGGAAUUGUAUGGUUGUGAAGUGCUCGUGUCUUGUGUCUAAUGGAAGAAAGUUACCAAUGUUAGUGCACCUAAGUAAUCACAAACUUUCUUCAAGAUGGAAUACUGGAUUGCAACGUUUAGGCCUAAGAGCCUCCAAAUUUGGGUAUUCAAUGAUUCAAAGACCUUUUGUCGUGAAGUCUGUUGCAACAUUUUCGGAGCUGGAUAAGACCCUUCCUGAUUUACAAGAAGAGAAGAUGAAUUAUAACAAUGAAGUGCAGAACAUACCGAAUCAGGUUUCUAUAGAUGAUUUAAAAGAAAGAGAUUCUAGGAUUAAUGAAACAAAAAUGAAAAACAGGAAGUCAAAUAAAGGAUUUGUACCGUGGAACAAAGGGAAAAAGCACAGUCCAGAAACCAUUGCUCGAAUAAGAGAGAGGACCAGAUUGGCGAUGCAAGACCUCAAGGUUAGAAAGAAACUUGAAGAAAAUUAUAGCCGUGGGCGUGCCCAGAGUGAAGAGACAAGGAUGAAGAUUGGAAAAUCUGUUAGAAUGGCAACUAUCAAGCGCCACGAGAAGCAGAAAUUGCAAGAAACAUGUUUGCUUGAGUGGAAAGAAACUAUUGCAGAAGCUGCUAAACUAGGCUGCAAUGGUGAGGAUGAACUACAAUGGGAUUCGUAUGAAAUCCUAGCAGAAAAGAUUCAUCAAGAUUGGUUGCAGGCUGUUCAAUUGAGGAAGAGAGGGCCCAGGCCACCUAAAUCGGUUGAGCAGAAGAUGAAAAUAUCAGAGGCAGUCAAAGCCAAAUGGGCAGAUCCUGAUUACCGUCAGAGGGUGCAGGCUGGAUUUGAAAAGGUCUACAAAAAUAGGCUGCCAUCAGCUGUCAGAAGAGUUGUCAGGAAACGCUCUUGUAAAGUUGGUGAGCAAUUACCCUCUCAUAAAACCCAGGUCAAAAUUUCUGAAUAUUCACAAGUAAAUAGAAGGAAAUCUAGUACUACAUAUUCAGAUCCAUUGGUAGAUGCCAAAUUGGAGAAGAUAAAACAACUCCGGGCAAAUCGAGAAGAAAAUGAAAUGACAAAACAUGAAGCUUUUGAGAGGGCAAGGUUACUAAUAGCAGAAACUGAAAAAGCUGCAAAAACAUUGGAAGCUGCUGCAAUGAUAGAUAAUGCUGCACGAGCUUCUUUGUUUGAGACUAAGAAGCUACUAGCUGAAGCAGUAAAAACAAUGCAAAGUGUUGAAUCUGCCUUAAGAGGCAAUGCGCAUUCUUUGAUGAGAAGCCCACAGACAUCUUUGGAUGAAAAGGCCUCUCAAGCAGACAAGAAUAUAAAUAAUUCUCAUAUACCUGCUUCUGCAGCACCUGGGCCAGGUGAUGAGGAUCGUAUGCAUUACCUGUCUUUCAGUAGCACCUGCGAAGCAGAUAAUUAUGACAGUCAUAAGUCCAAUAAUGGUGCAUUGUCUGGAAGCAUAUAUAAAUAUUCUCACAAGCCAGGUCAUUUGACAGAGAUAGGUGGAGAAAAAGUCCUUAGUUAUGUUGCUUCUCAGUUUUCUACCAGAAAUCUCUCAGCUGAGGAAACAGCUUUAAUCUUCAACUUAAUGUCUGAAAAGACGAUUGAGAAAGAUAGCAUGUCACAUUUUGAAGAAAUUUCUGCAUCGACUUCAAUGGCAGUGAAUUAUGCUGGCAUUGUCAAUGAGACAUCUAUUUCACAAAUUGUUGAAGCGCAUAUGCCAGAGCAAAUGAAGGACAAUAUAUUGUCUGUAACUACAAACUCUGUUGCUUCUACAGGGCCAAUUCAGAACAUUUCUGAGCUUUCUGAAGUGAGACCAUUCCAGGCCAGUAACAAUGAUAUUUUGUCUUCAAAGAAGAAUGUCAAGAAAAGGUGGGUGUGUGGAAGACUUAUUGAGGCAAAGGAGGAUUAGGUAUCAAUCAUAUCUGGUAAAUAUUAUAUUAUGUUCAAAUUUAAGUAUGAUGGAUGGAGCUCUGAGUCCUUUUGAUACUAAGACUUAUUCCAGAUUAUGGACCAGCUGCGUGGUGAUAAUUUUUUAUUAUUUGUCACAUGGCUGUUCUUGUAUGUGCAAAAAUCUAUCUAUCUAUUUGUUGCAAGUUAACCA